CACGGUAUAACAUGUCUCCCAACUUCAUAUUAAUUUUCUUGGCUGUCGUGACACUUUGCACUAUUGCCAUUGCCUACGAUAAAGAGCGGUGCGAUGCUCCUCCUAGCGAAAAAGGAUAUUGUAUCGCCUAUAAGCGCAUGUGGGUCUAUAAAGGAAAAAUAUGUCAGCGAUUAUUAUAUGGCGGAUGCUAUGCCACGGCCAAUAUUUUUAAUUCAUUAGAAGAAUGUCAGACAGCUUGCAAGAAAUAAAACAUUAGGCAAAAAUAAAA
Molecule: messenger RNA, 268 nt
Organism: Drosophila rhopaloa
Lineage: Eukaryota; Metazoa; Arthropoda; Insecta; Diptera; Drosophilidae
Product: kunitz-type serine protease inhibitor conotoxin Cal9.1d-like
Exons: 2
Coding region: 12-248 (78 amino acids)
Molecular function (GO): serine-type endopeptidase inhibitor activity
Source: RefSeq, a predicted model, not a curated record